Piliocolobus tephrosceles (Ugandan red Colobus) is the source of this 1901-nucleotide messenger RNA. It is a transcript of the gene GABRG3, whose product is annotated as gamma-aminobutyric acid type A receptor subunit gamma3. Lineage: Eukaryota; Metazoa; Chordata; Mammalia; Primates; Cercopithecidae. The record is from RefSeq and is a predicted model, not a curated record. Gene Ontology annotation, molecular function: extracellular ligand-gated monoatomic ion channel activity; GABA-A receptor activity. The transcript has 10 exons. Bases 158 to 1561 code for a protein of 467 amino acids. Gene Ontology annotation, cellular component: membrane. Gene Ontology annotation, biological process: chloride transport; gamma-aminobutyric acid signaling pathway; monoatomic ion transmembrane transport.
GGGGCGCGGCCAGCGCCGGAGUAGACUCCUGUCCCGCCCGCCGCCAGCAGCCUCGGAGGAAGCCAGGGCAAAGAGGGCCGGCGGGGACGAGGUCUGCGCUGCAGGAAGCCGCGCCCGGCCGAGGCCCCGGACCCUGCGCCCCGAGCUCCACCGCACCAUGGCCCCGAAGCUGCUGCUCCUCCUCUGCCUGUUCUCGGGCUUGCACGCGCGGUCCAGAGAGGUGGAAGAGGAUGAAUAUGAAGAUUCAUCAUCAAACCAAAAGUGGGUCUUGGCUCCAAAAUCCCAAGACACUGAUGUGACUCUUAUUCUCAACAAGCUGCUAAGAGAAUAUGAUAAAAAGCUGAGGCCGGAUAUUGGAAUAAAACCGACCGUAAUUGACGUUGACAUUUAUGUUAACAGCAUUGGCCCUGUGUCAUCAAUAAACAUGGAAUACCAAAUUGACAUCUUUUUUGCUCAGACCUGGACAGAUAGUCGCCUUCGAUUCAACAGCACAAUGAAAAUCCUCACCCUGAAUAGCAACAUGGUGGGGUUGAUCUGGAUCCCAGACACCAUCUUCCGCAAUUCGAAGACCGCAGAGGCCCACUGGAUCACCACCCCCAACCAGCUCCUCCGGAUUUGGAAUGACGGGAAAAUCCUUUACACUUUGAGGCUCACCAUCAAUGCCGAGUGCCAGCUGCAGCUGCACAACUUCCCCAUGGACGAGCACUCCUGCCCGCUGAUUUUCUCCAGCUAUGGCUAUCCCAAAGAAGAAAUGAUUUAUAGAUGGAGAAAAAAUUCAGUGGAGGCGGCUGACCAGAAAUCAUGGCGGCUUUAUCAGUUUGACUUCAUGGGCCUCAGAAACACCACAGAAAUCGUGACAACGUCUGCAGGUGAUUAUGUUGUCAUGACUAUAUAUUUUGAAUUGAGUAGAAGAAUGGGAUACUUCACUAUUCAGACAUACAUUCCCUGUAUACUGACUGUGGUUUUAUCCUGGGUGUCAUUUUGGAUCAAAAAAGAUGCUACACCAGCAAGAACAGCAUUAGGCAUCACCACGGUGUUGACCAUGACCACCCUGAGCACCAUCGCCAGGAAGUCCUUGCCACGCGUGUCCUACGUGACCGCCAUGGACCUCUUUGUGACCGUGUGCUUCCUGUUUGUCUUCGCCGCGCUGAUGGAGUAUGCCACCCUCAACUACUAUUCCAGCUGUAGAAAACCAACCACCACGAAGAAGACGACAUCGUUACUACAUUCAGAUUCCUCAAGAUGGAUUCCUGAGCGAAUAAGCCUACAAGCCCCCUCCAACUAUUCCCUCCUGGACAUGAGGCCACCACCACCUGCGAUGACCACGUUAAACAAUUCCGUUUACUGGCAGGAAUUUGAAGAUACCUGUGUGUAUGAGUGUCUGGAUGGCAAAGACUGUCAGAGCUUCUUCUGCUGCUACGAAGAAUGUAAAUCAGGAUCCUGGAGAAAAGGGCGUAUUCACAUAGACAUCCUGGAGCUGGACUCGUACUCCCGGGUCUUUUUCCCCACGUCCUUCCUGCUCUUUAACCUGGUCUACUGGGUCGGAUACCUGUAUCUCUAAGCGUUGCUCAUGGUGAAGAGUGGAGAGCGUUUGGUACACACUCGACCUUCCGUCGCCCGCAGACCAGUAGUGACCAAUCGGGAGUACCAAGGAAGGACACUGCUCAGUGUAUCUUGUUAAAAAUGACCUUUCAGCAACACAGGAAGUACCGGCAAAGGUUUCUAUUAUGUAUUUUACACACACACACACACACACACACGCUAAUUGAGUUUUAAAGUAAUAUUCUUGCUGAUCCCUACUGAAUUGUAGCUUGGUGUUGUUUCUGAAUGGUUUAUGGAUAUUGGAAGCAGCUGCUGAUUACCCUUGCCAAGAAAUCUGUAAAACAUGCAAGUGAAUGUCU